AUGUUUGGUCAAAAAUCAAAUGCUAAAAAAAGGUACGUACGUCUCCAAUCUCCAUGCAUCGCCUAUAUAAACCCUACUCGGUCCAUUUGUUUUCAGAUCUUCAUACCACUCUCGAUCUUUCUCCAACUCUUUACAAAAAAAAUGGAUUAUUCAUACAACGUUCCCUCUGAUGAUCAAAACCCUGUUGCACUACGACCUCCUUCUUCUUCUUCUUCGUAUUUGACAAGAGAUCAAGAGCAUCAGAUCAUGGUCUCUGCACUGCGACAAGUGAUAUCUAACGUCGGGAGUGACACGUCAUCACCAAACGGGAUCACCAGCGGAGCUGAUCUUCCCCUUCCGGAUGCUGGUCCCUGUCCUCUCUGCGGCAUCACUGGCUGCUACGGCUGCGCUUUCCAACAGAGGGAUGAAGAGAUAAAAAAGGAGAAGAAACACAAAGGAGUAAGGAAAAAGCCAUCGGGUAAAUGGUCGGCGGAGAUAUGGGAUCCAAGUUCGAAAGUAAGGAGAUCGCUUGGAGUGUUUCCAACGGCGGAGAUGGCGGCGCGUGCAUACGACGAGGCUGCGGCUGAGUUUAUCGAGAGAAUAUCAGCGAGACGUGGCCAAAUGAACGGACAUGGAAUUAAGCGAAGGCGGAGAUGAAUGAGAAAGCGAGAAGAAAUGUUUUGGUCGGUGUGAGAGAUGGAAAUGCUAUAUUACAAAAGAAAACAUGAUUGGGUUUAGAUAUUUUGUAGUAACAGUUGCAAGAGUGUCUUAUGCUUCUUCUAUUUGUCUGAUUCUCUCAUAUUUCGGGUCCUGGAUCCAUUCCCCCAAGUUGGAUAUAAGAUGUAGCUUUGAAAAACAAGAUUGGGUUAGAUAUUUUUCUUGUCCUUGUGGGGCACAAAUACUUUGCUC
This is a messenger RNA of Brassica napus (rape), 888 nucleotides long. RefSeq names its product putative ethylene-responsive transcription factor ERF121. Bases 1 to 636 code for a protein of 211 amino acids. Gene Ontology annotation, biological process: regulation of DNA-templated transcription. The record is from RefSeq and is a predicted model, not a curated record. The transcript has a single exon. Gene Ontology annotation, molecular function: DNA binding; DNA-binding transcription factor activity. Lineage: Eukaryota; Viridiplantae; Streptophyta; Magnoliopsida; Brassicales; Brassicaceae.